GUUGAAAUGAAGCGAGGAGAAGGUCAAAUUAAUGAGGUCAACUGGACGGUUACUUUCUCAACAUCAUCAAUAUCAUCACCACCAUUAUCAUUUUUCAUUGCUGUAGUUGUAGUUGUAGUUGUCGCUGUUUCCAUUAUCGUUAUCAUCGCCGUUGUUGCUGCUGCCUUUGCCCUGAUUGCAAUAUCAUCAAAGCAACCUUUGCAGGAAAAUGGAAUAAGAAAUGGAAGUGAUUCAAAAUAUACCGUAUCUGAUAUUAAUUUAGAAUGCUCUCAAGGAUGGGAAAAGUACGGGUCAAAGUGUUUUCGGGUAUACACCACUGAACGUUCAUGGCCCCAAGCAUUACUUUUAUGCUCCAGAUAUGGAAGUCAACUUGCUCGAAUUGAAUCAUUUGUAGAAAACAGCUUUGUAUAUCGUCUAGUAAAUCGUCAACAGAAAAUUCUAUCAACAAAUCGCACCGAAUUCUGGAUCGGUGUGGUCGCGCAGCAAACUGAAGAUGAAGAUGCAUAUUUUUUAUGGUCCGAUGGUAGUAUAGUCUCUCGCUAUGUAGGAUUCUGGAACGAUGGUCAACCUGAUUAUCGAGAUGGUACCUGCGCAAAGGUGUCUAUCACAGCGACCGAUGGAUUACGGUGGAGUUUAGGAAUGUGCAAUACACUUUUACCUUUUGUAUGUGCUUUGCCUGCCUGUAUGAAAGGUAAAAUAGAAGGAUGUAACAGCGGUUCGUUUUUCUGUCAAAAUGGUAAAUGUAUAUCACAUUCUGCGCAUUGUGAUGGUGUAAAUGAUUGUGGUGAUUACAGUGAUGAAUUCAACUGUCCAGCUUCGCCAAAAGUGAUAGCAUGCCUCAAAUAUGAGAAGGGUGAAUCAGGUAAAAUCCAAACACCAAAUUAUCCGUCACCUUACAAUGCUAAUGCAAAUUGUCGUUGGGUCAUAGAAGGACCAAUCAAUUCCAGGAUCCAUAUAACACUAGAUGCAUUUGAAACUGAGGAAUAUGAAGAUUUUGUUACAAUUUUGGACGGUGGACCAGCUGAGAACUCAUCAGUUGUUAUGGCCAUUUUGUCAGGUUCCAAAAAGUCAGAGACGUUGAUUUCAAGUACCAAUGUUAUGGUUGUAAGAUUUAGCAGUGAUGCACAAAUUCAAGCACGUGGUUUCGAAGCAAUAAGUAUAUUAUGUGGAGGAAUAUUAAGAGCUCAACCCUAUGGACAGACAUUCAGUAGUCCAGACUAUCCAAAAGAUUAUCCAAAUGGUGUGGAAUGUGUUUGGAAAAUUGAUGCUUCUCCAGGACAACUUAUUUCUCUCAAUGUUGAAGAAUUUGAUCUAGAAGCUGAAAAUGAUUUUCUGCUCAUUUACGAUGGCAACACAUCCUUAGCACCAAUACUGGCUCGUUUGACUGGAACGUUUGCACAACCUCAACUUAUCAUUUCAAGUCAAUCUCAACUUUAUAUCUACUUUUAUUCAAACUUUGCUCGAAGCGGUCGAGGUUUCAGCAUUACUUACAAGCGUGGAUGUUCCAACCGAGUUAGGUUGGAUAAAGGAAUUCUGACAUCCCCUGGUUAUACUCAAAUUCCGUAUCCGAAUUCACAGAGAUGUAUUUAUACUGUAGAAUUACCGGGCGAAAAAUCAGAGCAGCCAACUGCUUUUGCUAUCAAUACUUUUGAUGUUGCUGAAGAUGAUCGACUAUUGAUCUACGAAGAAACAGAAGGCGGAAGAGCAUUACAUUCAGGAGACGGUUUUUCAGCUACUUCUCGUCCACCAAAAAGUAUCUUUGCUCAAACUGGUGUUGUGCAAAUUGUCUUCGUAACUAAUUCAAUCAGAAAUGGUCUUGGAUGGAACAUUACUUUCUCCACAAAUGAUUUUUUGAUAGACUGCCCACCUCUUCAAACACCCAAAUUCGUAUCACUCUCAACGAAAACAUCGGCAUUUGGAACAAAAGUAACGGCAUCUUGUCCACGGGGCUAUGAAUUUCGCACUGGACGUGGACAAAUGUUUGAUAUUACUUGUCAACUAGGUGGAAAAUGGACUGAAGACCAUAUUCCUGAAUGUCAACGUAAAACCGUUUACUGUUCCGCAGUUCCACAAAUCGCCAACGGAUUUGCAUCGUCCGCAACAAAUGUUACGUAUGGUGGGUCAGCGAAAUAUUCAUGUUAUGAUGGUUUUGAUUUUGCUAGUGGUAAAGAAUCAGAAGAAAUUUAUUGCACUGAUGAAGGACGCUGGACUCUUACCCCUUCUUGCAAAGCCAUGACUUGUCCUGCUCUUGCGCCUUUCUUAAAUGGUGAAAGAAUUCUGAAAUUCGGGGAUGGAACAGGUUAUGGUACUGUAUUUCGGUUUGAAUGUGUUCCUGGAUUUCGAAGAAUUGGUGCUGCAACACUCCUGUGCCUUUCAAACGGGGAAUGGUCUUUUGCUCAACCAUAUUGCAAAACUAAUGAAAUUAAAAUUAUCAACUUUGUGAGUUCAAAUUCAGAACUGAGUUGUAUCCAUGUGCCACCCAUUGCAAAUGGUGCUGUGGUAACGGGAGGGCGCUUUGAAUUCGGUGAUUUGGCUCGAAUUGAGUGUCAACCAGGAUUCCGAACUGUUGGAGCCGAUUCUUUGAAAUGUCUUGCAAACCAGACACUAAGCGAUGUUCCUGAAUGCCGGGAUAUUGAUGAAUGUGCUGAAGGAUCUGCCGUCUGCAGUGCUCAAAGCACGAAAUGUAUUAAUAUGCCUGGUGGUUAUCACUGCCAAUGUCUUUCAGGAUUUCAACCACAACUUUCAUGUAGUACAGCUUCAGUAUUGAAUACGCUUACGGCUGAAGGAAGUAGUGAAAUAGAUGGGUUUAGAAGCCAAGAUUACGCAACUACAGGUAGAUAUCCCAAAGCACUUUCAGGUUGGUGUGCAAACUCUGAAGAUCAGAGUCGAAAAAUUACAUUUGUUUUCGCAGUACCGAAAGUCAUUGAACGAUUACGUGUAGAAAAAACCUCAAAUGGUGCGUAUCCAACUAUUAUCGGAGUGAAAUAUUCAAAUCGUACUGGUGUACGAUUAACACCUUAUACUGUCUCGAAUUUCACUAAAUUAACUACUCGCAAUGUAGCUAUUGUUGGUGGUGAGCUACUCGUACUCCCAAAGGCUAUUGAAGCUCGCAUAGUAGAGCUUACAAUAGAAGAAUUUUCAACUGCUCCGUGCAUGAAAUUGGAUAUCCUUGGUUGUCAUAAAACUAACUGUCUUGAUGUCAAUGAAUGUGAACAGAACAAUGGUAACUGCGAGCAAAUUUGUAUCAACUCACAAGGAUCAUAUCACUGUGCAUGUGAAACUGGUUUUGAUUUACUUGUUCAAGAUGGACAAGGUGGUGUUCAUAUAAAGGAAGGUGAAACAGGCUUAAAUGCUUUGGAUGUUAUUCGUUACAAUCAGACUUGUGUUCCACGAAUUUGCGCCAAUUUAUCAUCACCAAUUAAUGGAUUGUUACUGUCCACUGCUAAAACGUUCCACUUUCCAAUGGUUGUACAAUUCCAAUGCAAUUUCUCAUAUCAAAUGAUGGGAGCAAGUCAUUUAAAAUGUAUGCCAGAUGGCAGUUGGAAUGGUACUGCACCACUUUGUCUCCCUGCUACAUGCCAAGGUGUGCGAAACAAUUCUGCAAUUGGUUUAUUUGUUUCUCCAGAAAACAGUACAAUUGCUUAUGGACGCAAUGUAUCUAUCGUGUGUAGCCAACAAAACAGACCAGCAAGUAGCUCAUUACUUUCAUCUUUCCGACAAUGCAUUUAUGACCCUCAAGAAGAUGGUCGUGAUUAUUGGUUAUCAGGACCAGAAAUCGAUUGUCCUUUGGUAGAUUGUGGUUCACCACCAUCACUUGCAGGUGCAGUAUACGAAGGAGAUGAUUAUUCAUAUAAGGUAGGGUCAGCGUUUACAUUUAGCUGUAGACCACCAUACAGUUUAGUCGGCAAGUCAAGCUAUGAUGACCGAACUAUUCGAUGUAAUGUUGAUGGUAACUGGGAUCUUGGUGAUUUACGAUGUGAAGGACCAGUUUGUGUAGAUCCCGGAUUCCCGGAUGAUGGUAAAGUACAAUUAGAUUCUGUAGAAGAAGGAGCACAGGCGAAGUUUACUUGUAAUAGAGCUGGCUAUAAACCAUUCCCAUCUGACAGAAUUAAUUGUACGCUCGGAGCAUCCUGCGUUUUAGCUGAAGAUGUUGGAAUUUCAUCAGGUUUCAUUCCAGACGGUGCUUUUGCUGACAAUUCAGAUUCCACUACUUGGGGUUAUGAACCACACAAGGCUCGAUUAUCUUCAACUGGUUGGUGUGGUUCUAAAGAUGCAUUUAUCUUUCUUUCCGUGGAUUUACAGCGUACAUACACACUGACAACAUUAAGAAUGGCUGGUGUUGCUGGCAGUGGACAUUUGCGCGGACAUGUUACUAAAAUGCAACUUUUUCACAAAGUUCAGUACAGUCAAAAUUAUGACACUUAUCCAAUUGAAUUCGAAACACCAUCUGGAAACCAUAAUGCCAUGCACCAGUUUGAACUUAAUCCACCACUUCGUGCUCGGUAUAUUUUAUUGGGUGUGACAGAAUAUGAGCAAAAUCCAUGCAUCCGCUUUGAUAUGCAAGGAUGUUUAGCACCUCUUUCUAUAGCACAUGAAAUACCGUCUCAUUUACAGGUCGGUUGGAAUGCAUCAGUACCACAAUGUAUUGAUAGUGAACCACCAACCUUUCAAAAUUGUCCAACUAAUCCAGUCUAUAUCUUGACUGAUGAUAAUGGGCAACUCUUACCUGCGACCUACGAAGUACCUAUUGCUGCUGAUAAUUCUGGUUCCGCAGCAUAUGUGCGUAUAACGCCAGAUGGCUUUGAACCUCCGAAAAUGAUUUCUCAUGAUAUGGAUGUGAUUUACACUGCAUUUGAUGAUGCUGGUAAUACGGCAGAAUGCAUCGUACAGUUAAGAAUUCCAGACACACAACCACCAGUGAUGAAGUGCCCUGAUUCAUAUAUUAUUCCUGCUAAAGAAGGGCAGUUCGAAGAGAUGGUUUUCUUUAAUGAAAGUGCAGUGCAAAUGGUAAUACAAGACACAUCAAAUAUCUCAGAUGUAACAUUUGAGCCAUCUGAAGCUUUACUUACUCUUGGAUCACACGUUACAAUUGAAGUCACAGCUACUGAUAUUGCGUCAAAUAGAAAUAAAUGCAAAUUUCAAGUAUCUCUCCAAGCUGAACCUUGUUCACCUUGGUCAUUGGUCACUGAUGCAAAUGUUGAAAAACAGUGCCAGACGCAAAAUAUGUUAACUGUUUGUACUGUGAAGUGCGCGAAAAAAUUUACGUUUGUAAAUGAAGAAACGGCUUCGCAACAAUUUAUUUGCUCAAAUGGUUUGUGGUCACCAUCAAAUGUUGUACCAGCCUGCAUACCAAUUGCUCAAGAACCAGCUCGUUAUGAAUUGACUGUUAGCGUUGAUUACGCCGUUCCCACACCAGUUGGCAAUGACUGUCUCAAAGGUUAUUCGGAAUACGUUGCUACAUUCUUUGAUUCUUUGGAUGCAUCUUUAUCUCAACGGUGUUCUUCAUCUGUUGAAGUAUUCGUCCGUUUUCUUGAUGUCAAAUUUAGCGGUACUAUGAAUGCUGUUACUGCCAAUUUUACUAUUCAAAUACUUCCAACAGUGCUGCAAGAUGUCUUUUAUGAAUUGUGUGGCUUGACAUUAAAAACAAUUUUCGAUUUAAAAAUACCAGGUGCGACCACAUCUAUUCGAAGUCUUCUCUAUGUAAAUGGUGAAACAAUCGCAACUCAGUCAGUUGGUUGUCCAUCUAUCAAUGCAACUAAAACAACAGUCGUUCAAGGCUUUGGUUGUACUGAUGGUGAAAUCUUACGAGAAGGUGCCGAGAAAAUGCUUCCAGAAUGUCUUCAAUGCCCAAAAGGGACUGUGCAUAUCAACAAUACAUGUGAAUUGUGCCCCGCCGGAAGUUAUCAGGAUGAAGUGGCCCAAAUAACCUGUAAAUCAUGUCCAGAACAAGCUUUCACGCAGUUUCCAGGAGCUCAGACAUUUAAUGCCUGUCUUCCUGUCUGUGGAAACGGUAUGUACAGUGAAACUGGCUUGAUUCCUUGCCAACUGUGCCCUCGACACACUUUUGCUGGCCCUCCUAUAUUCGGUGGAUAUAAACAAUGUGAACCAUGUCCACAAGGUUCAUAUACAGCAAAGUUAGGCUCUACUGGUCCAUCGCAGUGCAAACUUCCAUGUCCAGUCGGUCAUUUCUCAUUGACAGGCUUAGAACCAUGUUCGCCUUGUCCUAUUAAUUGGUAUCAACCAGUUGUUGGGCAACAGAGAUGUAUAGAAUGCCCAAAUAAUACGGUAACACGAGAUACUGGCACUGCAGAAGCUACUGAUUGCUUGCAAGUGGAUUGUUCAUCAGUAAAAUGUGAAAAUAAAGGAACAUGUGCAGUAGAAAAUCACAAAGCUAUUUGCCUAUGUCGACCGGGAUUCACGGGUAAAUAUUGUGACGAACAAAUGCCACUGUGUGAUACUCAACCGUGCUUCAAUGAGGGAAUUUGUGAAGCUACCGCUGGCACAUUCCGUUGUAUAUGUGCCCAAAAUUACACUGGAAGUAGAUGUCAGUUUGGACCAGGUGAAUGUAUUGGUAUGAGCUGUCCAAAUGGAGGUGUAUGCCAUGACUUACCUGGCUUGGGAACAACAAAAUGUAUAUGCAGGACAGGCUUUACAGGCCCAGAUUGUUCACAAAUUGUGGAUCCAUGCUUUAUGGAUAAUCCUUGUAAACACGGCGCAGAUUGCGUACCGCUUCAGUUAGGUAGAUUCAAAUGCAAAUGUUUACCUGGAUGGACUGGGCCAACUUGUUCCAUUAAUAUUGACGACUGUGCUGAUAAUCCAUGUGCUAUGAAUGCAACUUGCACGGAUCUUGUUAAUGAUUUUCGAUGUGAAUGUCCUCCUGGAUUUGCUGGGAAACGAUGUCAUGAAAAGAUUAAUUUGUGUGCGCAAAAUCCAUGCACUAAUGGUUUAUGCGUUGACAUGUUGCAUACGCAACGAUGCAUCUGUGAACCAGGUUGGACCAACGAAUUAUGUGAUGUAAAAAUUGAACAGUGUGCUUCACAUCCAUGCCUCAAUGGUGCUACCUGCAAGGAUCAGAUUGAUGGAUUCAUCUGCCAGUGUGCACCAGGAUUCCAUGGCUAUCUUUGUCAGCAUAUGACUGAUCAUUGUGCGACAUCUCCGUGUCGGAAUAAUGCUACUUGUGUAAAUCAAGGAGCACAAUAUAUUUGUGAAUGCCUGUUAGGGUUUGAAGGUACCCAUUGUGAACAUAAUAGAAACGAAUGUGAUUUAUUGCAUAAGUGCUCCCAAGAAGGUACUGAACUUUGUGAAGAUUUAAUUAAUGACUACAAAUGUAACUGUCGUCAUGGGUAUACAGGGGAACUUUGCGAAAUCCAUAUAGAUCAGUGUGCAUCCGAACCAUGUCUAAAUAACGGCACUUGCGUGGACACUGGAUCACAGUUUCGAUGUGAUUGCCCACGAGGUUGGAAAGGUACGAGAUGUGAGGAGGAGGAUGGUUUGUGUGCUCUGAAUCCAUGUCACAAUGAUGCACAUUGCGUGAAUCUGGUUGGUGAUUAUUUCUGUGUGUGUCCGGAAGGUGUUAGCGGAAAAAAUUGUGAAAUUGCUCCUAAUCGUUGUCUAGGAGAACCAUGCCACAAUGGAGGUGUAUGUGGUGAUUUUGGUUCACAUCUGGAAUGCACUUGUCCCAAAGAUUUUAUCGGCACUGGGUGUCAGUAUGAGCUAAAUGCAUGCCAGGAAGGUGUGUGUCAAAAUGAUGCCGUUUGUGAAUUACUUGAAGGAGGCAAUUAUAGAUGCAUUUGUGAACCAGGAUUCACUGGCCAGAACUGUGAAACAAAUAUAAAUGACUGCUCACCAUCACCAUGUCCGCUUGCAGCAAAUUGUAUCGAUCAGGUUAGUGGUUUCUUCUGUCAGUGUCCAUUCAAUAUGACUGGGUUAAACUGUGACAAAGUGAUUGAUGAGGAUUAUGAUUUGCAUUUCUACGAUCCAGUAUUGCCUGCAGCAGCAGCUUUGUCAGUACCAUUCAAAUUGACAUCUUCUGCUUUCACAAUUUCACUUUGGGUUAAAUUCGAUGUUCCUUUAACGCGUGGAAUUGUCCUUACUCUUUACAACAGCAGAGAAAGUAAUUAUCCUUCAAAAGUAAACGCAUUAUUGAGAAUAUCGGCAGACAACAUUCAUUUAAAUCUUUUACAAGAUGAAACACCGUUAAAUCUACACUUUCCUUCAACUCAGCGUUUAAAUGAUGGAAACUGGAAUAACCUCGUUAUAACUUGGAAAUCAGCUGAUGGAUCCUAUUCAAUAAUAUGGAAUGCUGUUCGCAUAUACGCUAAUGUCGGCUAUGGUGUCGGCAAAAUUUUGGAUAUCAACGCAUGGGUAUCAUUAGGUGAGCCAUUGAACGAGUUUUCAAGUGAACCAAAGUUUGUUGGAUCUGUUACACGAAUAAAUAUGUGGAAACGAGUUAUUGACUUUGAAACAGAAAUACCAUCAAUUGUACAUCAUUGCCAGCAGCAGCAAAUUAUCUAUAAUGACCUCAUCUUACGUUUUGCUGGUUAUACACGACUGUCUGGAAAAGUCGAAAAAGUUGUACGAAGUACGUGUGGACGAAGCUAUGGCCUAAAAUCAGUCAAAAAUAUCGAAGUUCUUGGUUGCCCAUCAGAUAUUUUUGUGAUGACUCAUCAAAAAGAGGUAAAUGUUACAUGGCAAGAACCAAUAUUUACAUCCGCAAAUGGAUAUGUUGAAGUGGAGAGAAACCUUAAACCAGGGCAAGUAUUCACAUGGGGAGAAUAUCUUGUCGUUUACCUUGCUAAGGACAAUCAUUCAAUGGUUAAAUGCAUUUUUAAGAUUCAUGUAUCGAGUGAUUUUUGUCCUGCGUUGCAAGAUCCUGUACAUGGCGUGCAAGCUUGUGAAUCUUGGGGUCCUCAAUUACGCUACAAAGCAUGUUCUAUUCAAUGUGAGCAUGGUUACGAAUUCAGUAUUGAACCACCUAUAUUCUAUACUUGUUCUUCUGAUGGACAGUGGAGACCACGUCCUGCAAAUGCUUACACAUUCCGGUACCCUCAAUGUUCCAAGGCACAUCCAGCAGUGCGAGUUGUUGAAGUAUCCAUCAAUUAUCCUACUGUAUCGAUAUGUAAUGCUGCUGGCAAAAUCACAUUUGCAGAAAAGUUGUCACAACGAAUUGAAUUGCUGAAUAGUAAAUGGAGUUUUUAUUCUAAUAGGUUGAUUGAAUUGGAUAUUUUCCUAGCUUUUUUUUUAAUUUGUAGCAACAUAACUGAUCAUUCAACUUUCAAUAUAUCCGUACAAUGUUUUUCUGGAAAUGAUGAAACAACUGCAAUGUCAGUUGAUGGUGCUACCAGAUUUCGACGUGAAACACAAAAUUUUUUCAAUGUGAAGGUUUCUAUCCCGAUUACAAGCGAAGUUCUGGAGAAUCGGAAAACGGGACAAAAAGCAAAAGUAUCUGAUGUAUUGGAGAAUGAAAUCCUACUUCGGGACAUUUUUAGCUUAGAACAGGCAAAACUUUGUACCAGGGUGGUUCUUCCUAAUGGUCGGCCCGAUUUAAAUAGCUUUGAGUUGAAAGAACGGCGUAUUUGUGAAAUGGGAGCUGUAAAUGUUGGUAAUUUAUGUGUACCUUGUGCUCCGGGUUCAUUUUAUGAUUCGAUAUCACGUACCUGUAAAUUAUGCGCGACUGAUGAAUAUCAGCCUCGUACAGGACAAACUUCUUGUAUACCUUGUCCUCGGGGUUAUAUGACAACUUCUCCUGGUUCAACACUUUCAACAGAUUGUAAAAGUGCAUGCGAAGCUGGCUCAAUGUAUAAUAUUAGCAGUGGUUCUUGUGAGCCUUGUGGGUUUGGAUUUUAUCAACCAGUGUCUGGUGCUUUUAAUUGCAUUCCAUGUGGUGUUGGUAAAACAACAUUGAAAACAACCUCAACAGCAGAAGAUGAGUGCCGUGAUGAGUGUCCUGAUGGUGAACAUUUAACACAAGUUGGAGUAUGUCUUCCUUGUCCACAAGGAACUUAUCGUACGCGUGGUGUUCACAAAAGCUGUGUUGACUGCCCACCAGGCACUACAACAGAAGGCAUUGCAUCCGUUCGCCGAAUGCAGUGUAAUACACCGAAAUGUUCUGCAGGACAGUUUCUCGUUACUGCUUCGGAAUUUUCAAGCGGAAAUCCAUUACUAAUAUAUUUUUCAGUAAGCAGUGCCAAUUUUGCCCACGGGGAACAUACCAAGAUGAAGAAAUUCAAACUGCCUGCAAGCUUUGUUCACCUGAUCAUACUACUGCUUCUCAAGGCAUCUUUUUUUUUUGCUUUUUUUCUUUAUAAAAAUAACCUAAAAUUCACCAUGACCUUUAUUGAUUAUGGCAUGUUAUUUAAAUUGAUCAACACAUCAAAUUUAGGAGCAACUCAAGCAAGUCAAUGUUACUCGACAAAUCAGUGCGCUACUGGAGAAGAUGAUUGUUCAUGGUAUGCGAUAUGCAUUGACUUACCAGAUGAAAACGAUGUUCCAAACUAUCAGUGCAAAUGCAAGCCUGGCUAUAAAGGAAAUGGAACACACUGUCAGGAUGCUUGCAACAAUUUCUGUCUCAAUGAUGGUACUUGUAAGAAAAAUCCGAUUGGUUAUGUGGAAUGUAUAUGUAAAGAAAAUUUCUCUGGCGAUCGCUGUGAGGUUCGCUUUCAAGCACGGACACAGAAAGUAGCUUUUAUCACUGCUGGUAUUGGUGGAGUGGUUACUAUUCUUGUUGUUAUUGUUAUCAUUAUUUGGAUGAUAUCAUAUCGUUUUAAUCGAAUUGAGGAGUCAUCAGAACCAGAAAAGUGCCCAGUAGAAGAAAACACUCAUACCAAUUUUCUUUAUGGGCGUGUUCCAAGUGAACAACCCAGACCAAUAGGCUACUACUAUGAGGAUGACGAUGAGUAUGAUAUGAAAACGAUGUUUGUGGGGGAAGAAGAGAAAGAAAUGGCGGAAAGAGUACGACAUGCUCAGGCGCAUAUGUACACGCCGUCUAAUAAUAGGCUUGAUUGA
Thelazia callipaeda (thelaziosis nematode) is the source of this 11004-nucleotide messenger RNA. NCBI's taxonomy places the organism in Eukaryota, Metazoa, Nematoda, Chromadorea, Rhabditida, Thelaziidae. The record is from the annotation of a GenBank genome assembly.